AUGUCGGGUAAAAUCUUUCCGGAUUUAAUUGGUUAUUACACGCCUAAGCCCCGGAUCCGUAUCAUCCUUAUGUUGGAGACAACGAAGAUGGCUAAAAUAGGACGCCGCCAACCUUCAUCUUUACGACGUUCUCUCCUCGGUGUCGUCCAGACAGUUUUCGCCCUUGCUUUAUUUGCCAUCUUUGUCAUCACUUGGCUAGUGGAAGUAGGAACGAUCCCCCUCCCCGAAUGGGCAAAAGCGUGGAACGGCGUCUCGCCUGAGUUGCAAAGAACCUACGCUGCUGCUCUAGUCCCUGCAGUGGUUAUCCUCGCGGUGCUCUUCAUCGGUGCCGGUAUCAUUCUUAUGAUGCGAGAACAGAGGCUAGACAGAAACAGUCCUGUCUAA
Molecule: messenger RNA, 384 nt
Organism: Daldinia caldariorum
Lineage: Eukaryota; Fungi; Ascomycota; Sordariomycetes; Xylariales; Hypoxylaceae
Exons: 2
Coding region: 1-384 (127 amino acids)
Source: RefSeq, a predicted model, not a curated record